Ectocarpus siliculosus is the source of this 552-nucleotide messenger RNA. The record is from the annotation of a GenBank genome assembly. Lineage: Eukaryota; Phaeophyceae; Ectocarpales; Ectocarpaceae.
AUGGAGUUGCGAAUGUCGGGCAGGCACACCACCAAGAACUCCACCGCCUGCAGGAGAAAGGACUACAGUCAAUUCCACCGCCGGACGCGGUCAGCUCUGCCCGUCAGCAGGACGGACGCGCCCACCGUCGAUAUCCGCCCUGCCAUCCCACUCGGGGGGGGAGGGAGAGUCGAGAAGGAUGACGAUGACGCUGGGGGCGCCCCGUCGUCGUUCUGGAAGCUGACCCCACCGGCGCCGCGGCCCAGCGGGGGCAGCGGUGCCAUUGCGCGUGCUCCUGUGAAGAGCCCGCGGCGCUUCGACUUUCCGAGGAGCCCCCGCGAGAGUCGCCCUGCUGGCAGGGGGCACUUCGGGUUCGAGGGAUACUUCGCUGCCGAGUCGACGGCUGCUGCUGAAUCCGCUGCGGCUGCUGCAGAGGCCAAGGCCGCGGAAUCAUCGGGGCCGUCUCGCCAACGACCAGAAGACGACUUGUGCGGCGAGGUCGUUGUGCCUGUUGAGGAGGAUGGCUUCGAUGAUCCGGGUAGUACCUGUAUGUUCGAGUUCGACGACAUGUGA